AACAACAUGAGUGUUUGGUGAUCGAUGGCGAAGCUGGGGCUAGCAGUGGGCACGUCGGCCAACCUCUGCUUCUUCUCCAACAAGAGCGAUGCGGGCUCGGGGAGAGCCACGCGCCUCGGAUGGAUCCUCUGUCCUGCAAAUCCUAGGUGCAGCAGUUUGGCGACGAUAUGGGCCGCGGCGGUGGAGGCUCCGCCGAGAAGCAUCGACAUGGAGAUCGUGCGGUCGCUGAACGGCUGGGUGGCGGCGAACAUGCUCCCGCUGCUCAACCCGGUGGAGUCCUCAUGGCAGCCGCACGACUUCUGCGGCGCCAACAACUUCCUGUCGUGCUCCGCCACGACGCCCGGCGCGUCGGAGGAGGAGGCUCUGUCCGCCUUCAUGGACGACGUUGCCACGCUGCGCGCGGGAUCCGCUGGCGUGCCCGACGAGGUCCUGGUCUGCCUGGUGGGCAACUUGGUGACGGAGGAGGCGCUGCCGUCGUACCAGAGCAUGGGGAACCGCACGGAGGGCAUCGCGGACGACACCGGCGCCAGCAGCCUCCCCUGGGCGCAGUGGAUCCAUGGCUGGACGGCCGAGGAGAACCGCCACGGCGACCUCCUCAACCGCUACCUCUACCUCUCCGGCCGCGUCGACAUGCGCCAGGUCGAGACCACCGUCCACCACCUCCUCCGCAACGGCAUGGACAUGCUGGUGCCCAAGAGCCCGUACCACAGCGUGAUCUACGGCGCGUUCCAGGAGCGCGCGACCUUCGUCUCCCACGUGCACACGGCGAGGCUCGCCGGGCAGCACGGCAACCAGGCGCUCGCCAAGAUCUGCGGCGUGAUUGCCGCCGACGAGAAGAGGCACGAAGCGGGCUACACCAGGGUGUGCGCCAAGCUCUUCGAGGUGGACCCCGACGGCAUGGUGCGCGCGCUGGCGCACGUCAUGCACGGCAAGGUCACCAUGCCGGGGCUGCUCAUGUCCGACGGCCACGACGCCGCCAGUGGCGAGAACAGCCUAUUCGAGCGGUUCUCCGCCGUGGCGCAGAGUGCCGGCGUGUACACGGCGAGGGACUACGGCGAUCUGGUGGAGCACUUCAUGCGCAGGUGGCGGGUGGCAGAGCUCGCCGGACUCUCUGGAGAAGGCCGCCGCGCGCAGGAAUACGUGUGCGGGCUGCCGCCCAAGAUCCGGAGGAUGGAGGAGCUGGCACACCAGAGGGUGGCCCGUAGCGAGCUCAGGCCGGCCCGCUUCAGUUAG
Triticum dicoccoides is the source of this 1233-nucleotide messenger RNA. RefSeq names its product acyl-[acyl-carrier-protein] desaturase 4, chloroplastic-like. Bases 25 to 1233 code for a protein of 402 amino acids. The record is from RefSeq and is a predicted model, not a curated record. Gene Ontology annotation, cellular component: chloroplast stroma. Gene Ontology annotation, molecular function: stearoyl-[ACP] desaturase activity. Gene Ontology annotation, biological process: fatty acid metabolic process. The transcript is spliced from 4 exons. Lineage: Eukaryota; Viridiplantae; Streptophyta; Magnoliopsida; Poales; Poaceae.